AUGACUCCAGAUCAGUUAAAAGGAUAUUCUGCAUGGUGGCAUGGGUCAGUCUGGCUGCACAAACCCAGAAGCUCUUGGCCAAACAAUGUUAAGCUAGAAGACGUCGUAUUCGAUCCAACCCUGCUGGAAGAGAAACCAGCCGUAGCUAUACCCGUACAGUCACGACCACCUAAUGAAAUUUUCCAUCUACGAUCAACAUUAUUUGCACAGAUUCGAAUAACAGCCUUGUGUAGAAGGUUCACUCACAACUGUAGAAAUCCAGACGGCCGAAAAACUGGUUAUUUGGCCUUCGAAGAACGUAAAACGACGUUAUUGGAGUUGGUAAAACUUGCUCAAGCUGAAAGCUUUGCCGAAGACAUCACCAACCUUUUAACAACUGGCCAGGUUCAAGUAUCAUCGCGUCUCGCCUCUCUGCAUCCAAUGCUUGUCAAUGGAAUCAUCGUUGUCGGUGGUCGACUCGAAAAUGCUUUAAUUUCCUUUGGAAGGAAACACCCAAUGAUUCUAGACAACGCACACCCACUCACUGUGCUAAUAGCAACACACUACCAUCGUAAUAUGUUACAUGCUGGACAACAAUUACUAGCUGCCAGCAUUCGAGAACGAUUCUGGCCACUUCGCCUGAGAAACCUUUGCAGAAAGGUGAUUCGUAGCAGUGUUUCCUGCUUCCGCGCGAAACCGACAAUUCAAGAACAAAUAGUGGGUGAUCUUCCAGCAGAACGCGUGUGUCCUACCCCACCAUUCACUCGAGUGGGGGUGGAUUACUGUGGCCCAAAGGCAAUACACAUGGAGAUGGUUUCCGAAGGCAAUACACAUGGAGAUGGUUUCCGAUCGAACAACAGACGGAUUUAUCAGUGCGCUUCGUCGGCUCGUCGAGGACUGCCAAAAAUUAUAAUGAAAUUAUUAGAGAGAGUUGGAUCAACUGCGCAGGCUAUUCAACUCACAAGAGCUCGUUCAAUCUGUGCCACAAGCUGCUGCAAGUGUAGGCAUAAGCUUCAAAUUCGCCUAACUUUGGCGGUUUGUGGGAGGCGGGGUUUGUGGGUCACGCCCGAAGAAUUCUACACUUUACUUACGAAAAUUGAAGCCUGCUUGAACAGUCGACCAUUGACGCCGAUAAGUAAUGAUCCUACGGAUCUGGAAAUCUUUACGCUAGGUCAUUUUCUCAUUCACCGGCCAUUGACGGCCGUUGUGGAACCCUCGUUGCAAAACCUACCAGAUAAUACUUUGUCUCGAUGGCAGCGAGUCCAGCGAUAUCUUCAGACAAUUUGGAAAAAAUGGUCUACAUCGUAUUUGUCUAAUCUUCAAAAUCGGGUUAAAUGGACCAAAGAGCGAAAAAAUCUCACCAAAGACAUAAUGGUUUUGCUCAAGGAGGAAAAUCAACCGCCCAUGCGAUGGCCACUUGGACGAAUCGUUGAAGUUCACACAGCAGAAGAUGGGAAGGUUCGAGUUGUCAAGGUUAGAACGAAGGAUGGCAUCUACACAAGAGCCAUUUCGAAAAUUUGUGUCCUGCCAAUUUUGGACAAUAAUUCUUCUGAAAAUCAGCAAGAGGAGGAUUAA
This is a messenger RNA of Wyeomyia smithii (pitcher-plant mosquito), 1554 nucleotides long. RefSeq lists its product as uncharacterized. The record is from RefSeq and is a predicted model, not a curated record. The transcript has a single exon. Lineage: Eukaryota; Metazoa; Arthropoda; Insecta; Diptera; Culicidae. Bases 1 to 1554 code for a protein of 517 amino acids.